GUCGCCAAUUUCACCCUUCAGUCGUGAGUUCUUGUUGAUUCCAUCACAAUCCUGCAACACUGCAGAUCCGCCAUUCUCCUCUUGAUUCUUCUCCCUACAACCACUGUCGAAGGAAUCCAUUGAAGAGGAAGAAGAAGAAGAAGAAUGCAGAAUUACCCAGAAGAGCUUCGAACGCCGCCUGUGAGGCUAAUAUCGCUCGUUGGAUGCCCCGACCUUCACCCCACCAUCUCCAACCACCUCCUUUCCGAGCAGCCUCCGAUCCACACCCUUGCGUUCCCCGACCUCUCCAAUAUCUCCUUUCUCCUCCCUCUUCCUUCCUCCAAGGAAUCCUCUGAACCUUCUCUUUCCACUCCUCCUCCCGGUAUUCUCAAGAGGGAUUGGCUUCUUAAGCGUCGGACCAAGGUUCCUGCUGUUGUUGCUGCUCUUUUCCCCUCUCUUCAUGUUUCUGGCGAUCCUGCCCAGUGGCUUCAGCUCUGCUCCGAUCUCGAUCACCUCAAAGCUGUGACUCGUUCGAGGAACAUCAAGUUAGUUGUCAUUAUUGUCCAUUCUGAUUCCAAAGAUGAUAUCAACGAGGAUCGAAUGAUUGCUCUGCGCAAACGUGCUGAAGUGGACACGAAAUAUGUCAUCUUUGUUAAGCCUAAUGAUGCUUCGGAUUUAUCGCAAUCCCUUCACAGGCUACGGAACUCCUUCUCAGAGCUAGCAAAUGUAUACUAUAAAGAUGAAGGAAGGAAGCUGAAAACACGAAUUGAAAAGAGGACCUCCAGUUACACUGAGUUGAAUAUUCGGUAUUGCUUUAAAGCUGCCGUUUAUGCAGAGUUCCUAAGUGACUGGAUUGAAGCUUUACGCUUUUAUGAGGAUGCCUACAACAAGCUGUGGGAGAUUUCAGGGUUACCAACAAGGUCACUAUCAAUUCAGCGGUUGGUUGAGAUUAAAACAGUUGCAGAGCAAUUGCAUUUUAAGAUAUCAACCUUGUUAUUGCAUAGUGGAAAGGUCGUUGAAGCAGUGACAUGGUUCCGCCAACACAUUACCUUGUACAGUAGGUUAAUUGGAGAGCCAGAUACUGAAUUUCUUCACUGGGAAUGGAUGAGUAGACAAUUUAUGGUAUUUGCCGAGUUGCUAGAGACAAGCUCAACAACUAGUCUUAGCAUCCCAGCACUGGGUCUAGGCACUGGAAACAAGCCUUUAACUGAAUGGGAGUUUCAUUCAGCUUAUUACUAUCAGUUAGCCGCUAACUAUCUGAAGGAGAAGAGAUCAUCUUUUGAACUGAUAUCAUCAAUGUACAUAAAUGCUGAUGAAUUGGAAAAAACUACCGAGUCUUUGGUACCGUCGGUAUAUGUGGGGCAGUAUUGUAGGUUACUUGAACAAGUUGAUGUAACGCUCAUGCAAACUGUUACGGAUAAAGCGUUUCUGAAUAAUACCAUUGCUGGAGAAAAGAAGCAUCAAGAACCAUUUCAUAUGAUUACUCUCCUCAAGAAAGCUUAUGAGUCGUAUAGCCAUGCCAAAGCUCAGAGAAUGAGCUCUUUUUGUGCAUGCCAGAUUGCUAAAGAGCAUUAUGCAAUGGACAAUUUAGAAGAGGCAAAAAGACAUUUUGAUAACGUUGCAAGUUUAUAUAGGAGGGAGGGAUGGAUCACUUUGUUAUGGGAAGUCCUCAGUUACCUGCGAGAUUUGUCUAGGAAACAUGGUAUUGUGAAAGAUUACUUGGAGUACUCUCUUGAAAUGGCUGCACUUCCCAUAUCAUUUGAUGUUCAUAUGCUGUCUCUCAGAUCCAAAGAUUGCUGCCCAGUGAACCCUGCAACUCUAGACAAUAGGGAAAAAAUCCACAACGAAAUAUUUAAUCUAGUUGAUGAAGAAUCAGUGUUGGCCUCAGUUGAACAUGGCAAAGAACUCAAAGUAACGGGAGACAAUCCUGUACAUCUUGAAAUUGAUCUAGUGAGCCCUCUUAGAUUGGUGCUUCUUGCUUCAGUUGCUUUUCAUGAACAAGUAAUCAAGCCUGGGGUGCCUACUCUGAUUACCGUGUCACUUCUAUCCCACUUGCCUCUUACCAUUGAACUUGAUCAAUUAGAAGUUCACUUUAAUCAGUCGGAGUGUAACUUUAUCGUAGUAAAUGCUGAAAGACUUCCUUCAGCUGGGAUGGCCAGUGAUCAACAUGGUCACAGAGUUGAGCAAGCUCCUUCUCUUGCACUUUCCUCAAAUAAAUGGCUACGGAUGACAUAUCAAAUUAAAUCUGAUCAAAGUGGUAAACUCGAAUGCACAUCAGUUAUUGCAAAGAUACGGCCAAACUUUACGAUCUGUUGCCGAGCUGAAAGCCCUGCUUCGAUGGAUGAUUUACCUGUUUGGAAGUUUGAAAAUCACCUGGAGACACUCCCAACAAAGGAUCCCGCUCUAGCCUUUUCUGGCCUGAAGACAAUCCAGGUUGAAGAGCUUGACCCAGAAGUGGAUCUAAUUUUAAGCGCUUCUACCCCUGCAUUAGUUGGAGAGACUUUCAUAGUACCUGUAACCGUGGUCUCCAAGGGUCCUGAUAUUCACUCUGGCGAGUUAAAGAUCAACCUGGUUGAUGUGCGAGGAGGUGGUUUGUUUAGCCCAAGAGAAACAGAAUCCUUUUCUAGUAGCCAUCAUGUUGAGCUUCUUGGCAUUUCUGGUAUGGAGGAUAAUGCAGACUCACAUUUGAUUUCUGAUGAAGCAAUGAAGAUUAAGCAGUCCUUCGGACUGAUUUCUGUUCCAUUUCUAAAACCUGGAGAGCCCUGGUCCUGCAAACUGCAAAUUAAGUGGCACCGGGCUAAACCCAUUAUGCUUUAUGUGUCCCUGGGUUACUCUCCACUUAGCGAUGAUCCAAAUGCUCAAAAAAUCAAUGUUCACAGGAGCUUGCAGAUUGAUGGAAAGCCUGCUGUCACAAUUGGUCAUCACAUUUUGCUGCCUUUCAGGCGGGAUGCGUUGUUGCUUUCAAGGACUAAAGCAAUCCCUCAGUCUGAUCAGUCAUUAUCUCUGCCUCUAAACGAAACUUGCAUACUGGUGAUCAGUGCCCAGAAUUGCACUGAGGUCCCAUUGCAACUAUUAUCCAUGUCAAUUGAAGCAGAUAAUGAUGGGACCGAAGAAAAGUCAUGUUCCAUAAAAAAUGCUAGUAGUAACCUUGUAGACCCAGCUCUUCUCACGCCUGGAGAAGAAUUUAAGAAGGUUUUCACUGUUACUUCCGAGAUAAAUUCAUCAAAGCAGAUUAGGUUAGGAAAUGUGUUACUUAGAUGGAAAAGAUACUCAAAGACUGAAGACCAAUAUGAUUCUAAUGUUGGUUCAGUCUUGACAACGCAGAGUCUUCCUGAUGUCGAUACAGAGUUCUCGCCUUUAAUUGUGUGCAUGGAGAGUCCUCCUUAUGCCAUCCUCGGAGAUCCAUUCACAUACUUUAUUAAGAUUAAGAACCAAUCAAAGCUAUUACAGGAAGUCAAGUUUUCUCUAGCAGAUGUACAGAGCUUUGUGAUAUCUGGUUCUCAUGAUGACACAAUUUCAAUACUCCCUGUAUCCGAGCACGUCCUUGGCUACAAGCUGGUUCCUUUGGCCUCAGGUAUGCUGCAGUUACCCAGAUUUACUUUAACCUCAGCAAGAUAUUCUGCUAGCUUUCAGCCUUCAAUGGCGGAAUCUACUGUUUUUGUGUUUCCAUCAAAGCCCCCCUGCGAGUUGGCUGACAAGGGAGACGCAGGACCAGAGUCUAGUGGUCCAAUAUCUACCAGCCUUUCUUGAAGGAAGUGACUUGUGGACUGACGUGGGGAUGUUUUUAGUAUUCCAACUUCUGAUAUUUCUGAUUGAUUAGCUGGACUGAUGUGGGGGUGUUUUUAGCAUUUCAAGUCCUGAUAAUCAUGUAUCUGAUUUAUUAGACGAAGACAGGGACUGGGAUUUUGUCGAGGCCAGCAGUUGGGUACACAACACUUUGUAAUAAUACCCUAAAAGAGUUUACGUCAUGAGGAAAUAUUUCCCCUCCCAAAACAAAAAACAAAAGGGAAGACCAUCAUAUCAUCCCACUUCUUCAGCCUUCACCAUGGUGGGCGCUGAACCAUCAAAUUGAUUACUCCAUUGACAGGCAUCCCGUCGGAAUCCGAAUCAUGGUACCCAAAAAGAUGCCCCGAGGUCUCUUGGAUGUGUCAGUCUUAUCAUGAAGAAGAAGAUAAAGAGAGAUUGCAGGCAUUUCCACACAACUAAUCACAACUAUUAUGAGUUGGAAACUUCGCUCCCCUUUUUGGUACUCUGCCUUUUGAGUUGUUUAUAAACAUGGUGAUACUGAUUGAUCAUAGAUUUAUUGUAUUGAUUUUGAAAAGAAUCUUCUGUUUAUUUCCAAUAGAAAAUUGUGCUUAGAGAUCCAUUUGCAGAAAUGAGCAGCAGCUACUUUGAGCUGUGAAAGUAGUAAUAUAUUAUAGUUUGUGAG
Molecule: messenger RNA, 4408 nt
Organism: Cucurbita moschata (crookneck pumpkin)
Lineage: Eukaryota; Viridiplantae; Streptophyta; Magnoliopsida; Cucurbitales; Cucurbitaceae
Product: trafficking protein particle complex subunit 11
Exons: 9
Coding region: 145-3729 (1194 amino acids)
Molecular function (GO): protein binding
Source: RefSeq, a predicted model, not a curated record